AUGGCCUCGCCUUUGGCAGAGCCGGCGCAAACGGAGCCGCAAGUCGUGUUCCGCCCAGGCAAGAAGAGGAAGAUCUACAGACAACGCGCAGAGGAUGAUGAAGAGGCCGCCAAACCUAAGAUCGAGACACCUACAGAGCCAAAGAUCACCGGUGAAGUACAUCCGUCAGAAGCGUCAUCGAAUGUAGCGGAAGAAGAGGGGCUAUCAGUAGCGGAGAUACUAAGGCUGCGCAAUGCGCGCAGGUCGCGACUGCGAGGCGUUGAGUUUCGUCCAGAGCAGGGGCCGAGAGAAGGUGCCGAAGCUGAGAACAAGGAAACGAGCCUUGUACUCAAGAAAGACGCAGCCGAUGGGCCCAAAAGCUCCGAUGCGCUGGUUGGGGGAAUGACCAAGCGCUUUGCGCCACAGACCGGGGCUUCGAGUGGCAAGCAGCCGCUACCUGAUCAACCGGUCAUGCAGGGCAAGCUGCAGGAAAUUGACCUGGGCGAGGAGGUGCGCAUGCGCAAUGUCGCGAUGACUGAUAAAGCACGGAGACAGCUGCAAGGUGAGGAUAUUAUCGAUGAGGAGAGCUCCGGGCGCCCAAAGAAGGUCCGGCUGGGCAAAGACGGCAAGCCCUGGCGACCGAGGAAGAGGCGCGGGAGCGAUGAUAUCAAGCGCGAUCAGCUUGUUGAGGAGUUUUUACGAGAAAACAGACUUGACGUCUAUGAUGUCCCCGCACAACCAAGCCCUAGUGCAACACCUGGAAUGGACGAGGCAGCGGAUGAGAGGAUAGCAGAGGAGUUCCGUCGCGAGUUUAUGGAUGCCAUGACACAGAGACAACAGAGGAAGAAGACAGUGCAGCCUGCUCGACCUGGUGCGAAAGGCAAAGAGGAGGAAGUUCUCAAAGGCCCAAAGCUUGGAGGAAGCAGGAAUGCGAGAGCAGCUAUGCGUGACUUGCUGUUGAAGCAAGAACAGCAGAAGAAGAGAUGA
This is a messenger RNA of Phaeoacremonium minimum UCRPA7, 966 nucleotides long. Its product is annotated as putative mrna splicing factor rna helicase protein. The transcript is spliced from 3 exons. Gene Ontology annotation, cellular component: spliceosomal complex. The record is from RefSeq and is a predicted model, not a curated record. Lineage: Eukaryota; Fungi; Ascomycota; Sordariomycetes; Togniniales; Togniniaceae. The coding region runs from base 1 to 966 and encodes 321 amino acids. Gene Ontology annotation, biological process: mRNA splicing, via spliceosome.